UCUCUCCCGCCAUCUUACCAUCAUAAUAAUUACAGUCUGCUGAAGUUGAACUUCUCACACUCUUUCCACUAUUCCCUUCUUCCACAGGAUCUGGAUCCUCUCACUUAUCCUAACCGACUAAUAAGUAUUCUCAACUACCUAAUUUUCGACAUGACGCGCCAACUCGACUUCCCUUCUCUUUCACUGGAGCUUCCAAACUCUCGUAUGAGUGUAGAUUUCACAAAGUUCACAGCCUCGAAAUCUCCUGUCAAUAGUCGCCAUCCACAGUCCGACAAAUCUGCACUACGUCUACCUCACAACUAUUCUAUUUCACGCCGGCCUCUUCCCAAUUCAAGCUCGUUAAACGAAGUCCCGGAAGAACCUUCGAGUACUAUCACCACUUCAAAAGUUCAUCCAAGGCGACGAUGGGCAAUAUUUCCGUCGACUCCAGAACAUCCACACCCUCAGAAUUCUACACUGUCAAGAGCGAGUUCAAACGCGUCUACUAGUUCCUCGGCGUCCGGAUACUCCACCACUGCUUCAUCUGUAUUUUCUCGCACCCAGUCUACAUCGACCACAUUUUCAGCAGAUACAUCCCAAUAUUCGCUUGAACAUACCAGAAGACGAAACGAUACCAAGAAGCAGCCGACAACCUUGACCUCGCUGCCUUCACAUCUUCUUGAGCACAUUUUAUCAUACGCUCUAUGUCUUCCCCUGAAUGUGUCGAUUGGACCGCGCAAUGCCGACGAUAAACAUAUGCAAUAUCGAUAUCAUCAUGCAGGUGUUGACUACAUCGACGUUCGGCUUAUCCGUAAACAUCCGAUAUUUCUGGUCUCACACCGGAUUCGGGAUGCCGCUCUGUAUGCUUUGCACGACAGAUGCACUUUCAUCAUCGACCUUCAUUCGAUCUAUCACUCAAGAGUAUGUUCUACAGUCCAUGACAACUUGAAAAAACACAAACACUUCUGGUUAGACGAGCGGCCACCUCAAAUGGUAAGGGAUACGCUUCGGAGUCUCUCCAGAAUCAACAUCCGUCUUCCAGUGGCGAGUUGUGAUGAUAUUGAUCAUCUUGGUAGAGGGGAGAAAGAAAACAUCGGUGGUAGCUCGGGUGAUAAGGGCGGACCUAGAAGCCUAAAGAAGGAGAAAGAAGACGCAGUCAGAAUCGAGAGAUACUUGGAGGCAAUACUGUCCCUCAUAUGGGCCGACAACGAUGCCAUGGAAGAAUCUCGCGGUCGAUCGUCCAGUUUAGGGAGAGGCAGUGGGUCCUUACGGAAACGGAGUACCUCGCGUUUCCGAGGCAAGAGUCGCAACCGCUCCUCUCGCGAUAACGAAUCCUCCCGACCAGUUUCCCGGGGUCGAUCCAAUCCUGUCUUCGAAGAAGAUGAUCACAAGCGACAGCCAUUGAAAAGAUUAGAGGUAGUGUUUGUCAAGCGCAGUCCAUCAGUGAUGGUCCUCCCCGAAACACUACAAUACGUUAAGCACCUCCGGACACUGAAGGUUUCGGGUCUGACAAAGUACUUUCUGGAACUUGAGGAACAAAAGGUUAUUUUCGCCACCAAGUAUGGAAAGAGGUGGCGGGGCAUUGAACCUGACGGAACUCGAUUACUCAAUGAUCUCCAAAGCCUUUCUAUCACACCCAACCCGGAUGCAUCUUAUUUGUCUUCCAUAGAGGGUCCAUCCACCAGAAUCCCUGCGAUGCCAAUACUUCACACUCUCGACACCCAGGUUCCUGCCGCCUCGGAACGCCCAAUCACGUCGCCUAGCCACGCUUCAUCCCCAUUGAGCAAGAGUCUUCUGCGCAACCCAUUGAACUGGGGAAAGAAAAAACACAAGCGGAAAGACAGUUUCUCGCUGCUUGAUGAAAGCAUGGGCGAAAGGGGGGCGAUGAUGGAGCCUCCGAGCAUAGACGAGUUGAAAAAAAUCGCCGAAGAUGUUAGGAACGGUCUUUACUGA
Molecule: messenger RNA, 1932 nt
Organism: Periconia digitata
Lineage: Eukaryota; Fungi; Ascomycota; Dothideomycetes; Pleosporales; Periconiaceae
Source: the annotation of a GenBank genome assembly